CGCGACGCCUGCGCAGCACGGCGCGUUGGGUUAGCCCAGAGUGUGUGCGCUGUACCUGCGGUCGCCUUCGUUCCCCAGUGGCCGGCGGAAGCCCGGACGCUGGGAGUCGAGGUUGCUCCGCAGGUUGCACACCAGGCCAGUGGCUGAUCCUGAGCCUCCAUGUACCACAGGGGCCCCCCGGGAAGAAUGGCCACCAUGGGCAGUCUGCUUGGCCUACUGCGGCAGCACGUGGUGAUGGGGGCUGCCCCUGCGUGUCGCCACCUGCACCUGUCCUCCCAGAUCGCUGACGGCAACAGGGCCUCACUCACGCGCGUGCGCCGGCAAGCCUAUGCGCGCCUCUACCCUGUGCUCCUGAUCAAGCAGGAUGGCUCCACCAUCCACAUCCGCUAUCGGGAGCCACGGCGAAUGCUUGAGAUGCCCGUGGAUCUGGACGCCCUGUCCCCAGAGGAGAGGAGGGCCCGGUUCCGGAAACGCAUGGCCCAGCUCACAGAGCAAAAGCAGCAGCAGCCAGAGCUGGGCGACGACUUUGAUGUGGAGCGGUACAAGCAGUUUUGGACCAAAAAGUGACUGUGCCUGGAAGCUGGCCGGGUUGGGGACACCGUGGGUGGGGAGGGUGAGCCUUUAAACAUAGUGUGUUCACAAAGCC
Messenger RNA from Lynx canadensis (Canada lynx), 646 nucleotides. RefSeq names its product mitochondrial ribosomal protein L55 (gene MRPL55). Gene Ontology annotation, molecular function: structural constituent of ribosome. NCBI's taxonomy places the organism in Eukaryota, Metazoa, Chordata, Mammalia, Carnivora, Felidae. The record is from RefSeq and is a predicted model, not a curated record. Gene Ontology annotation, cellular component: mitochondrial large ribosomal subunit. Gene Ontology annotation, biological process: translation. The transcript has 4 exons. Bases 160 to 567 code for a protein of 135 amino acids.